AUGGCACGGAAGUCCGAUGUCCAUGUCUUUGCCCAUGGGAGGACACAAAAUCACGAGCUGCUAGAAAAUCAGACUGUUAAUUUUACCGAUAUCUACCUUGAUGUCCAUGUGACAGCAAUGCGAGAAUUGAUGAUGAAAUCUAAAGGUCUUGCGACAUCUGCGGAGCUACACAGCUUUUUUUGUCAAACUCAAGAUCAACCUGCAAUGAUCCAGAGAACUCCAGAGGCGGCAAGAGAAAGGUCCUGA
Molecule: messenger RNA, 246 nt
Organism: Botrytis fragariae
Lineage: Eukaryota; Fungi; Ascomycota; Leotiomycetes; Helotiales; Sclerotiniaceae
Exons: 2
Coding region: 1-246 (81 amino acids)
Source: RefSeq, a predicted model, not a curated record